AAAAAAAUUGUUCUUCUUUAAACCAGAAGAACGCAUAUGCCAACUAAUUUUCGACGAAGUCUCAAUCAGAAAAGAUCUGACGUACAACAAAGUACGAGAUGUGAUUGAUGGCUUCGUCGAUAAUGGAGAAGGUCACCGGGAAAGCGUGAUCGGCAAUAAGUGCUGCUUCUUUAUGUUGAAAGGCAUAGUCGCAAAAUGGAAAUAUGUGAUUUCCUAUUAUGUGGCAAAAGAUGGCGUCAAAAGUGAGAAUUUGUUGAAUAUGCUCAAGAGCAAUAUAAAUGCCUCAGAAGAAAUCGGACUUAAAAUCAAGUCAAUAGUGUGCGACCAAGGUGCACAAAAUGUCAAAUUGAGGCAACUGGUAGGCGCUACACCAGAAAAGCCAUAUUUCUUUCAUAAUGAAAGAAAAAUAUAUAUGAUGUUUGACUAUUGCCAUUUAAUAAAAUGCAUGCGCAAUAUGUACUUAAAGUAUGACGUUGAAACGCAAGAUGGGCUGACAAGUUUUAAAGUUGUGCGUAAAAUAUAUGCCAUAGACCAGGCGAACGUUAAUUUUAAAAUGUGCCCUAAAUUAACCUAUUCGCAUGUGUACCCCGGAAAUUUAAAAAAAAUGUCAGUGUCAAGAGCGACACAAGUAUUUAGCAAUUCCGUCGCCGCGGCAAUUGAUAUGGCUAUAAAGAAAAAUUUGUUUGGCUCCGAUGAGCACGUAAAAAAAUGCGCCAAAGCAACCCAACUGCUGGUGAAAAGAAUGAAUGAUCUUUUCGACGAAUUGGAUUGCAAGACGCUUUGCAAUCCAAAUGAGCGAAGACGACCAAUAAAAAGAGGUUGUAAUGAAAAAUUAAUAGAUUAAAAGAUCACAUUCAGUACAUAAGGAAUAUGAAAAAGCCCAAAAGCCAAAUAAUAUGCCUCGAUUCGUUUAUAUUAACAAUAAAUGCAAUGAUUGCAUUGAGCGGCGAUAUAUUCGAAGAAUAUUCGAAUGUAUCCUUUAUACUCUUAGGGAGAAUGAACCAGGACGCACUGGAAAACUUUUUUUAUAGGAUACGGGCAAAUUUAGGAUGUAAUAAUCAUCCAUCAGCACACGAGAUGCAAUAUAUUGUUGCAAGGUUAGUAUCCAUGCAUAUAUUGCGACGCAACUUCUCGCAAACAGGCAGCAAUUGCGAAGAAGACGACGAUGAAAACCUUGAUUGGAAUAUUGGCCAGGAAGACGACCUUAAAGAAAAUUUAAAACCGUCUGAGCAACUUGCCGUGGAACAAAUAUAUGUUCCAGAUGAGCACUUUGCUCAGACCGAAAAACCAGCAGAAAUACAGGUUCGUCGCUAUUAUACUGGAUAUGCACUAUACCAGAAGGUUUUCUGCAGAUUAAAAUGCGAAAAAUGUGCAUAUUUAAUGAGGAAGAGUGAUACCUCUCUACAAGCCUCAUCGGAAGCCCUUAUAAGGUCUAAAAAUUAUAAAAGCGCGGAUGACCUAAGGCUGGUUAAUCCCAAUGAUAGAGUCUUCGAGAUAAGCCGCCUUCAAAUGAGCCUCUAUAAAGAUUUGUUUAAGGAAAAUUCUUGCAGAGUGGGUAUAAAAUCGAUGAUUUUAGCCCAGAUUACUACAAUUACCGAACAAAAAUACCCAAAGUGGUACAGGGAGGCUGGAGAUUGCCUCGAGCAUAGGCACCAAUUUUUAGAUUUUUUAAUAACAGUUUUACUGUUUAAAAACGCGAAAUGGCUGGCACAGCAGCAGGAAGAGUCUUACAAAAAUGAAGUUAGGGCGAGAUAUUACAAUAAAAGAGAGAAACUAAAGAAACUGGUAACAUAAGUUGAUUGUAGGCCAUAUUUAAUUUUUCUAGCAACUUCCGUGUUAUAAAAGAUUCUUCAAAAACUAAUAAUGUUCUUUUUAUUUUUUUCAGGGUAGAAUUAAGUUGUAAAUAGUUUGUAGUAGUAGUAGUAGUUUUAGUAUUAGUUAUUGUUAGUUAGUUUUAGUAUUUAUUAAUUUAGUAACUAGUAUGAACACGUGAGCCAAGCUUUGAAAAAAGCUGGUGAAAAAGACCUAAUCUUUAUUGAUUAGGUUGUGUGAGAAUUUGUGGUUGUGGGUAGACAAAUUCUGAAAAUCGUGUUUAAUUAAAAUUA
Bactrocera neohumeralis is the source of this 2105-nucleotide messenger RNA. RefSeq lists its product as uncharacterized. NCBI's taxonomy places the organism in Eukaryota, Metazoa, Arthropoda, Insecta, Diptera, Tephritidae. The transcript is spliced from 2 exons. The record is from RefSeq and is a predicted model, not a curated record. The coding region runs from base 871 to 1794 and encodes 307 amino acids.